AUUGUAAAAUGUAGUGAAUUAAAAUCAUUUUUGUGGAAUUAGACAUGACUUGCAUCACGAUAAUUGUCCUUAUGCUUGCUGCAACUGCUCUCCAUACGGCAUCAGCACAGUUAUUUUUAAAAGAAGGCAUCGAAUGUCAACGACUGAAGACGACAUUAUUACAAUGUGGCAACUACAGUAUUGAACUGAAACCGAAAAAAGAAUGGAGCGGAUAUAAUUAUUUCGUUCUGACACAAUGGCCUUUGCCAAAGGACACAGAUGAAUUGAACAUUCGAAAUGAAAAACAAAUGGCGGACAAUACUUUGGACUAUAAAUGGAGGAUUAAUAUUACUAAACUUGAAAAUUUCAGCGUUACUCAUAUAUUGUUUUCAACCAAGGGAAGUUUUGAUUACUUUGAAGAGAACCCAGACUUACGCACAGUUGAGUACAUCAGCGACGACAUUGUGACGUCAUUUUACUCGUCAUAUACUUCGAGAAAAAUAGGAAAACUAACAAGAGUUUUCAUUAAAAAUGGAAUAACUAUAAAAAUCACCAUAAACAUGUUGGACGACCGUAAAAUAUCAAAAUUUGCGAACGAUAGAUAUAUUGGCGUUCGCAAUUCAACUGAGCUUAGCUGUGUCCAGUGGCAGGAAAAAUGGACUUCGAAUGAUUGUGAAGUAGUAAACCACAAUUUAAGCAUUGUUACAUGUGAAUGUAAAUUUAACGACGUCACAAUGCCAAAAAUUGCCGCCAAAACUACCAUGGAAGCGUUGCCGCAUUCAAGAGCUUUAGUUCCACUGAACUUUGGAACCACUCUCAUAGCGACGUGUUUUUUUAUUGCUACGUUUCUCCUUCUACUGCGAUUUAGAAAAGCACUGAAAGACGGUAACAAGCGUUUCGAGAUACAAAUGAAUCUUACUACGUCAUUACUUUUGCGACAUACAUUUCUCACAGCGGGAGUCGGGGUCGCGCUUCUUGAUCCGCUCGAUAGAACGUUCUGCGAGGCAGCAGCAGCGCUACACUUGUACUUUCUGAUGACGUCUGUAUUGUGGGUACUUAUGGAAGGUGUAAUGAUAUACCGUAAAGUAUGCCAAUCAUCAUUAAACUUUCCUAAAAAGCAUUUAUGUAUAGCAGCAAGCCUUACCUGGGGAGUACCUUUGGUCCUGAUGACUGCAGUCGCCGCGCUUGAACUUUCAAAGGACAGAUUCAUCAAGGCUACUGAACCGUAUCGGGUGAUACAGGAAAGACUAAAAACCGCCCACAAUAAUUCGAACAUUAUUGAAUCUGAACUUUUGAAAUACAAGAAGUAUGAUUUUUGUUGGACGACAUCAGAGUUUGCAUCUUUUGCUUUGGGUAUUCCAGUUACAUUAUCCCUAUUUAUUAACACUGUCAUAUUAGUCUGGGUAGGAAUAGUAGUUUGGAAGAUAGGAUCCGCAGAUAGGAAGAAUCUGCCUUCCAGUUCCCCGAUCGGGGGACAGAGCAAGCCUCUUGCUACCAACAGACAGACAAUGGUUACAUUUCGUGCUGUGGUAAUUCUGACAGCUGUUUUGGGAAUUCCUUGGCUUUUUUCACUGUUAUACAACAUUGCUGAUGGAAUAGAGAAAAAAGAAUCUCUAGCCCCAUCUUUCGUUCAUUCUAUUUUUAUAUUUUUACAAGGUCCUUUAUUAUUUUAUCUUUAUUGCGUUCAAAAUCAAGAUUUUCGGCGAGUUUUCAGACGUAAAAUUGAGACUGAAAUAGCGAAGCGAAAUAUUUUAACUAAGAAGUCGACAAAUUCUAAUCCCUCUAUUGCACCGUGACAUUUUAUUAACAAAUUGAGUUCCUAUCAUUCCUUUGAAAUUUGCUUUUUGUGAAUAUAUAUCAUGAAGUGGACACAGUUUCGAUGCUGCUAAAGGCUUUUACUCGAUUGAGUGAAUUAAAAAAGUUCUCCAUGAUUACCUAUUAUGUUGCAAAUCGUAUAGCUUUUUUCUUAUAUUUAUAAUUUCAAAAAACCACAGUCAGUCCUAAAAAUUAAAAAAAAAUGUGAAUUUGGCCAGAAUGCCAUACAAUAGUUCAUAUUGAUUCUAUAGAUCUCAUUUUGUGUCAAUACGGACUUCAAGGAUUUCAAUAUAUUGAUAUUCUCAUCCACUGAUGGCAAAUAGUUACGCUGAAAUCUUCUCUUGCAUCUAUAAUGUAUGUACGCCCAAAUGAAUACCAAAGAUCAGGAAUAUUCAACUUAUUUCAUGUAAUGUCUUUCUACCUAUGUUUUAUUUUUAUCUUUUGUUUCAAAGAAGAUACUGGGCCUCUGAUUUUCAUGAUUGUGCUCUGCAUCAACUAUCCAGCAAGCUCAACUGAAAACGGUGCAGCUGUCAAAUAACGUUAAACUUCAUUUUGAAGUGUAGAAAAUUGUGUCGUUUAUUCCUUAUUGCACUGCUUAAAAAUUUAUCACUGUGAAAUUUAUUAUUCUUAAAGACUAGACCGGACCAGGGUUGUGCUGUAAGGACAUAAUUUGCAAUCAACUCCCGCCCGACUCGGGAUUGAGAACCAAUAUAUUUCGGGAAUAUCGAUUCCGAACUGCUGAUGUCAUAUUUUGUUGAUAAAAACUGGCGUGUGCUGGGGUAAGAACGUACAAAGAACACUGUACUCUGUAAGAACGUUUCGUCAACUCAUGUUUUCUUAGCUUCUGUAAGACAUUUAUAUUUUGAUUAUAUAUCACCAUUAAACUU
Styela clava is the source of this 2681-nucleotide messenger RNA. RefSeq names its product adhesion G-protein coupled receptor G5-like. Gene Ontology annotation, molecular function: G protein-coupled receptor activity. Lineage: Eukaryota; Metazoa; Chordata; Ascidiacea; Stolidobranchia; Styelidae. Gene Ontology annotation, biological process: G protein-coupled receptor signaling pathway; cell surface receptor signaling pathway. Gene Ontology annotation, cellular component: plasma membrane. The record is from RefSeq and is a predicted model, not a curated record.